AUGGAAAAAAUAAGAAUUAGAUUAGGAUUUGAUAGCUGUUUUUGUGUGGACAGCCGAGGUAGGAGUGGUGGUCUAGCCUUACUUUGGAACUCUUCCAUCGAAGUUGACCUCCUCACUUACACUAACAGACAUAUUUCAGCCAUUAUAAAGCUCAUCUCAGAAAAUUCCAAACGGCUAGUUACUGGCUUCUAUGGUCAUCCCAUGACUACAAAAAGGCCUGAGAGCUGGAACCUGUUAAAGGCUCUAAAACCUGGUGAUAAUACCCCUUGGCUUUGUUUUGGCGACUUUAAUGAGAUCACCUAUCAAAAGGAAAAAGUUGGGGCCACCCUUAGACCUCAUAAACAAAUGGCUAAUUUCAAAGAAACAUUAUCUUCAUGUGGCCAUUAUGACUUGGGUUAUCAUGGUGACAGAUUUACUUGGGCAAACAAUACGGAGGGGGACCAAUACACUAAAGAGAGGCUUGAUAGGGCCUGUGCCAACAACUUUUGGAUUGAAAAAUAUGGCACCCAUGCAGUAUCCCAUUUGGAAAGUACCCAAUCAGACCACAAACCACUACUAAUUCAAUCAAAGGGACAAGAUAAUGAUCACAAAAGAAACAAGAUCUUCAAGUAUGAAGCAGCAUGGAGUAGCUUGGAGGACUGUGAGAGUAUUAUCAAAAAGGCAUGGGCAUCCUCAGCUCAUAAACCAAGGGCCAUUCAAAGAAUUCUUCAAGGACUCAGGUUCUGUCAAGAGGACUUGAAACAAUGGAACAGAAGCAAUCAGAAGAACAAAGGGCAGUAUCUCAAAGCUAAAACUGACAAGCUAAACCAUCUGAAGAACAUGAAUCAAGGUCACCUAAGUGCUAAAAUAAAGCUGGUACAGAAAGAGCUGAAUGAUGUUAUGGAUGUAGAAAAUCUUAAGUGGCAACAAAGAGCUAAACAGGCAUGGCUAAAUGAUGGAGAUUGA
Messenger RNA from Juglans microcarpa x Juglans regia, 945 nucleotides. RefSeq lists its product as uncharacterized. The transcript has a single exon. The record is from RefSeq and is a predicted model, not a curated record. Gene Ontology annotation, molecular function: catalytic activity. Lineage: Eukaryota; Viridiplantae; Streptophyta; Magnoliopsida; Fagales; Juglandaceae. Bases 1 to 945 code for a protein of 314 amino acids.